GGUCACCAUCAGAUCAGGAUUAUUGGGGAUGUUUAUUAUUAACCCCUUAAGGACACAGUAUAUAAUAACACUCUGCACCCUCUAUGGGGACUUUGAGGUUUCUCCAAUCCAGGAUCCUCUGCUGAUAUCUUCUAUAUAAGAGAAUUCUCCUGGAUGACCCAUCAACCAUGGAGAGAGACAGGAACAAGAUGGCCGACAGGAUCCUAAACCUCACCUUACAGAUACUCUUCCGGCUUACUGGAGAGGAUUACAAAGUAGUGAAGAAGUCCUCUAGUGGGCGCUGUCGGGCCCCUGUGGGUGAAGAAUGGGGAAGAUCCCUGAGUCCAAUCCCGGGGCCCCCACCUCACUCCCUGAUACAUGAGGAAAUGGGUGAAAUGAAAAUUCUAGAACUUAUCAACAAGAUGAUGGAGCUGCUGACUAGAGAGGUUCCUAUAAGGUGUCAGGACGUGGCGGUCUAUUUCUCCAUGGAGGAGUGGGAGUAUGUAGAAGGACACAAGGAUCAGUACAAGGAUCAGGUCAUGAUGGAGGAUCAGCAGCCCCUCACAUCACCAGUCAGAUCCAGUAAGAGAACAGCACCAGAGAGGUGUCCCCGUCCUCUUCUUCCACAGGAUGAUCAGGGAGAAGAUCCAAACAAUAUUAAUGCUCCAGAGACAGAUGUGAGCGGUGAUGAGCAGUAUAAUGAGGACAUUCCUACAGCGAAAGAUCUGAUCUAUAUUAAUGCUACAGACAUAAAGGAAGAAGAAGAGACAGAUGUGAGUGGUGAUGAGCAGUAUAAGGAGGACAUUCCUACAGCGAAAGAUCUGAUCUAUAUUAAUGCUACAGACAUAAAGGAAGAAGAAGAGACAGAUGUGAGUGGUGAUGAGCAGUAUAAGGAGGACAUUCCUACAGGUAACCGCCCAGUACUCUGCUGGAAGUGUUUCUAA
This is a messenger RNA of Hyla sarda, 923 nucleotides long. RefSeq names its product gastrula zinc finger protein XlCGF53.1-like. The transcript has 7 exons. Lineage: Eukaryota; Metazoa; Chordata; Amphibia; Anura; Hylidae. Bases 168 to 923 code for a protein of 251 amino acids. The record is from RefSeq and is a predicted model, not a curated record. Gene Ontology annotation, biological process: regulation of DNA-templated transcription.